CUGAAAACUGCUAUAUGUACAGGUGAUAUGAUCUGAAUUGACCCACAUAUGCAUCGAUGACGCCAGCCUUAAGAUUUUCACGGGGGUAGAUGCUUGGCCGAGGGAUUCAUCCGAGGUUGAGCUCCAACCUGCGAUUGUUCAGAAACAGGUCUAGAAGUAGUGCCGUAGAUCCUGAGAGAAAGUGCAGAUCAAAGAUAAAGACUUGUAUCUUCUGUUGCCCACUUAGCCUUUCGGUGCUCUCGUCCAUAUUCUGUUGACACGACCAGCUUCCGUAGACCAGCAUCAUUCAAUCUACUUCCUAAGUUCAUAUAUACACCUAUCAGAGAGUCACUCAAGAGCAAAAUGGCAGACGCAAACAAAGGUGCCAAAAUCACCCUAUACUGGCUGGAACAUUCCCGCGCCCAGCGCAUCCUCUGGCUCCUCGAGGAACUGCACCUCACCUACGAGCUCAAGACCUUCAAGCGCGGUGCCGACAUGCUAGCCCCAAAGGAGCUCAAAGACAUCCAUCCGCUAGGCAAAUCCCCGGUCAUCAGCAUCGAGACCCCCGGCGCCCACAAGCCGCUGGUUCUCGCCGAGUCCGGGCUGAUCAUGGAGUAUCUGUGCGAUCAUUUCGGGGGCGACAGGCUCAAACUCAUCCCGCAGCGCUAUGCCGCAGGCAAGGAGGACCAGGUAGGCGGCGAGACCGAUGAGUGGAUGCGGUAUAGGUACUACAUGCAUUACACGGAAGGCAGCUUCAUGCCGUUUUUGGUGAUGCAGUUGGUGAUGAAUAGUGAGCAUCAGGAACGCCCCGUCCCGUUCUUCAUCAAGCCGUUGACGGGCAUGGUCGCGUCAAAGGUUGAGCAGGCGUUCGUCACGCCGAACUUGACCUCCCACUUUGAGUUCCUUGAGGAUCAGCUGAAGACUGCGCCGGGAGGCGGGCCUUACCUCUGUGGCAAGGAGCUGACUGCUGCGGAUAUCAUGAUGAGCUUCCCUCUUAUUGCGUCCUUGGUUAAAAUGCCCGAUCUCCAGGCUCGGUAUCCGAGGUUGGCGGAGUACACGGACAAAUUGCAGGACAUGGAUGGAUACAAGAGGGCUGUUGCGAAGGUAGAAGAGAUAGAGGGGUCGUUCUCUGCGUAUGCGUGAUUGAGAUUCCUGGGUCCGGGGAUUUCAAGCUGAAUAUCUUGCUGAAUAUCAUGACUUUAUGUUUGUCAAAGCUCGACUUAUUGGAUAUAGGCAUUUGUCGCUGUAAGAACAAAAUGUCAACAAUAAUAAUGGAUAAGUACA
This is a messenger RNA of Aspergillus novofumigatus IBT 16806, 1263 nucleotides long. RefSeq names its product glutathione S-transferase. The record is from RefSeq and is a predicted model, not a curated record. Lineage: Eukaryota; Fungi; Ascomycota; Eurotiomycetes; Eurotiales; Aspergillaceae. The transcript has 3 exons. The coding region runs from base 343 to 1122 and encodes 259 amino acids.